Molecule: messenger RNA, 3371 nt
Organism: Callorhinchus milii (elephant shark)
Lineage: Eukaryota; Metazoa; Chordata; Chondrichthyes; Chimaeriformes; Callorhinchidae
Gene: ttc13
Product: tetratricopeptide repeat domain 13
Exons: 23
Coding region: 7-2499 (830 amino acids)
Molecular function (GO): protein binding
Source: RefSeq, a predicted model, not a curated record
CACAAGAUGGCCGGUGCCGGUGAUGGAGCGGCGGCGCUGCCGGUCGUGUUGUUGGUCCUGUGCGGUUCGGUCCGCGCCGAGUACCUGUCGUCGCUCCUCGUGCUCAGCAGUAACAGCCACAGCCACCACGGGCCGCCCUUGCCGGGGCAGGGCUGUGCGCCGGCCGGGGAGGAGCUGGUGGAGUGCGAGUCUUCAUUUCUGGAUCCUGAUGACACUGACUGUGUGCCGAGGGGGGCUCCACCUUGUGAACCACUACUCUCUCUCGAUACAGAGAAAAUUCUGGCUCAAGCAAAAGUAUUGGCUGAACAAAAGCGCUUUCCCUUUUCCAUUGAUAAUGCAAAUACAAAUGAGGAAUUAGCAUUUGGUUAUGCCUUGAUUGGGAAUGGCUUGUACGAUGAAGCAGUAAAACACUUUUCGUCGCUGUUACAGAGGGAUCCAGAACUAGUGAGUGCUAUCUAUGGAAGAGGAAUAGCUUAUGGAAAGAAAGGUUUACAGGAUAUCAAGAAUGCUGAACUUGCUCUCUUUGAGCUGAACCGAGUUAUAACAAUCGAACCUAAUGCACCAGAGGUAUUUGAACAGCGAGCAGAGAUCCUAUCCCCAUUGGGUCGAAUCAGUGAAGCUUUAAAUGAUCUCAGCAGAGCCAUUCAGCUGCGGCCAUUGGCCCGAUUGUACAGACACCGAGGAACCCUUCACUUUAUAUCCGAGGAUUAUGCAACAGCCCAUGAAGACUUCCACCAGUCCCUAGAAAUGAAGAAAAGUCAACCGAUUGCAAUGUUGUAUAAAGGCCUAACCUUCUAUCACAGAGGAAUGCUGAAAGAAGCCAUUGAUGCAUUCAAAGAUGCUCUUAAACUUAAAAGUGAUUUUACAGAUGCUUACAGAAGUCUAGGGCAAGCAUACAGAGAGCUGGGCGACUUUGAAGCAGCUAUGGACAGUUUCCAAAAAGCCUUAUUGUUGAAUCAGAACCACAUUCAGUCCCUUCAGCUCAGAGGAAUGAUGCUUUACAAUCAUGGUAGUCUCCAGGAAGCUUUAAAAGACUUUAAGGGAUGCCUGCAAUUGGAGCCGUACAAUGAAGUUUGCCAGUACAUGAAGGGUCUGAGCCAUGUUGCUAUGGGCCAGUUUUAUGAGGGGAUUAAAGCUCAGACUAAAGUGAUGUUAAAUGACCCAUUACCAGGUCAGAAGACAAGCUCAGAGUAUCUUAAAGUGAAAUACCUCCGAGAAUACUCCCGAUACUUGCAUGCACACCUUGAUCUGCCUACCACAGAGUACAACAUGGACCUUGAUCUUCCUGGUAACUUCAAGGAUCAAUGGGCCAAAAACCUUCCUUUCCUUAUUGAAGAUUAUGAAGAACAACCAGGAUUACAGCCUCACAUAAAGGACGUUCUACAUCAGAAAUUUGAAAGUUACAGUCUGGAGGUACAAGGGCUACUCUGCACAGCAGAUCGCUUGGGUGCUCUUAUGCAAUACAACACACCUGGCUUUCUACCAAAUAAAAGGAUCCAUAGAGCUAUGGGACUUGCAGCACUAGAAAUCAUGCAGGCCGUGCAGCGAACAUGGGCCAAUUCAAAGAUUCGUGUGGGUGGCAAAACCAGAUUGAUGCAGUGGAGGGACAUGUUUGAUAUUGCUGUAAAGUGGAGGAGGAUAGCAGACCCCGAUCAACCAGUUCUGUGGUUAGACCAGAUGCCAGCUCGAAGUCUCAGCCGAGGCUUCAACAAUCACAUAAACCUCAUCAGGGGUCAAGUUAUUAACAUGCGGUACCUGGCGUACUUCGACAAGAUACUUAAUUUUAUAAAAGACAGAAUUCUGGUUUAUCAUCGUACUAAUAAUCCCAAAGGCCUUUCAGAAGUGAAGGAGGCUGUGGAGAAAGUGAAAAAAGUUGAAGACCUUCUUCCAAUAAUGAAACAGUUUAACAGCAAAACUAGAGAUGGUUUCACGGUAAACACAAAGGUGCCCAGUGUGAAAAAUGAAGGAAAGGAAUAUGAUGGAUUUACCAUAACCAUCACAGGUGACCGAGUUGGAAACAUGUUGUUUUCUGUGGAAACCCAAACAACAGAGGAAAGGACCCAGCAAUAUCACGAUGAAAUUGAUGCUCUGUACAAAGACCUGAACAGUAAAGGAAAAGCGCUGAUGCUUUCCACUGAACUUGGAGAAGUGGAUGCAGUGUGCAAUCUAAUCCUUUCUUUGGUGUAUUACUUUUACAACCUAAUGCCUCUCUCAAGAGGAUCCAGUGUGGUAGCGUAUUCAGUAAUCAUGGGAGCACUAAUGGCAAGUGGGAAGGAGGUCACAGGAAAAAUCCCCAAAGGAAAGCUGGUAGAUUUUGAAGCAAUGACCACACCAAGUCCAGAGGUUUUCAGUAAAAUAGGAAAACUCUGGAUGAACUUGAAAAGUCUGCCAGCAUCUUACUCCACUCUUCCAUCAGUAUCAGAAACUUUUCCAACGAUAAGAACAAUGAUAGAAGUGCUCAAUACAGACUCGUCUUCCCAUUGUCCCAGAAACUCAUAGGACCUUCAGAAAAGUGAAGACCGACUUUCUUGAUUGUUACAUAUUAAGUUAUUUUUAUAAUUAAAGAAAUGUGAGGUGCUUAUGACUUUUUGAUACUGCUUAAUUUAAUACUUGGGAGGAAAAAACUUUUAGCCUUUUGACCUGGUUUUGCAUUAUAUUUAUAAGGAAUAGGUCUUAAUUAUUCUUCAGGAUAUUGAUAAGUACUGUAAUUAAAAGAAUUAUAAUACCUGACUGCAUAUGAUAUGCAAGUAAUGGUAUUAAUGACCAAAAAGGCACACGUUUAUUUUAUUUUGGAUAAGAUUUUCUCCACCUAUGCAAAUUUAAGUUUCUGGGACUCCUACAACAGAAUUGAUAAAUACAGUGCACUUUGCCCCUAGAUAGAGGCUGGAUGUCUUGACACGAUAAAACCCAUCCAAACCAGAAUUUUACAUAUGUAUGCCGCCCAUAAAUGGUAAUUUCUGUGUAUGGAAUGUGUACUCUCGCCACACAGGGAUAGCGCUUGUUUACAUAAUACCAGAGAUCAAUAGAUGCAGGUUGGCUUCGGGACCCCAGAGGAUAUGUUUGGGUACUGCUCGGUUUAACCAGCUAAAAUUGCAUAGCUUUAAAAUGAGAGCACUGUCUGGCAAGGUUCCAACUGCACAUCCAGGGCAUUGGCUUGCAGGAAUAAUCCACUUCCACUGACUGGUCUGCCCUUCCAAGUUCUGCCAAUUAGCAAUGCUGGCAGCUCCAUGUUCAGGAUUGCCCUGGAGUGCUGCGGCCCCCACCAGGAAUCAGACCUCAGUAACUCCGACAUAGAUAAGAGUCAAUUUUGAUGUUCCAUUGCCAAGUACAUCACCUUGGUGCCUGCUUACCUUCCCCACCAUCAUUCUAAU